Exophiala xenobiotica is the source of this 1497-nucleotide messenger RNA. RefSeq lists its product as uncharacterized. Gene Ontology annotation, molecular function: 1-alkyl-2-acetylglycerophosphocholine esterase activity. The coding region runs from base 1 to 1497 and encodes 498 amino acids. The record is from RefSeq and is a predicted model, not a curated record. NCBI's taxonomy places the organism in Eukaryota, Fungi, Ascomycota, Eurotiomycetes, Chaetothyriales, Herpotrichiellaceae. The transcript has a single exon.
AUGCUGUCCUGCCUGAACCCCCUACCAUCUCUCCCAGCAUAUACUGGUCCUUACGCCGUCGGCUCCACCGAGUACGAAAUCCCGCUAUCCUCUCUCUCCUUACCAGCUCUCCCCGAGCACAUCUCACUCUCGACUAUCAAAUUCCGGCUCUUCUAUCCCACCACCGGCCCUGACUCUAACUCUUAUGGUAUCCCCUGGCUCCAACAACCCCAGACAGCCUAUCUAAACUCGUACCUCCGCCUCGCCGGCAUAAAACCCUUUUUAUCUACAAUUCUGCUCUCAGUCCCAUUCUAUCUCCGCACGACGCAGAUCCCAGCAUACGCGAAUGCCCCGAUGUCGUACGAUGGCGCAAAAUUGCCGGUCCUCAUCUUCUCUCACGGGCUCGUGGGCAAUAUGAACACGCACAGCGCGAUCCUCGGCGAUCUCGCGAGCCACGGCGUGUUCUGCCUAGCGAUAGAGCACCGUGACGGCAGCGGGCCGCUAAGCAUGGUCCGAAGCGCUAAAGCCAGCGGCGCUGGAGCCGAUGAGGCAGCCCCAACGGAAGUGACGAGUGUUUCUUUCAAGCAAAUCUCGCUGAAGAUCAAGCCGGGUGUGUACGAGCAAAGGGAUGAGCAAUUACGCACCCGGCUGUUUGAAAUGAUGGCAGCGUAUCGCGCGGUGGAGAUGCUCAAUGAAGGAGGACCUUUUGGCAAUCUGGCGAGUGAGGCAGGCAGGGAUGGGUCUGCUUUUGCAAUGCCGAAAGGUGUGUUGGAUAUGACGCCGGGCAGUGUAAUAUGGGCGGGUCACUCCUUUGGCGGGACGACGAUUGUGCAGUUCGUCAAGGCAGUGUAUUACUGUGGUGAGAGACAAGAUGCGACUUGCUUGCUCUGGCACGACCCGUCGCCGGGUCUAAAAGCGCAGAUCACGCCGAGUUCGCCUGUCGUGCUGCUGGAUCCGUGGUUCUUGCCACUUAAGUCGCCGAAGACGGAGGCGUUGUUAGGCAUGCCAAUGCCUUGCCAUCACUCAAGCACCGGCGAAAAGUCGAGAACAGUAGCGGUGUGUUGUUCAGAAUUCGCCUACCACUGGCCGCAGUGUCAUUCGUACAUGCCUGCUAUCGUGGCGGAAGACCCGACGAGCGUCAGAAUUCAGACGGACGAGGAGUAUCGCGAAGAGUUUGCCAAGUACAGGAGUCCGAGGGAGUUCAUGAAUAAGAGUAAAGAGGCAAGAGCGAUGUCGAAGGCGGAGAUCGAGGUCUCUCAGAAGGUGACUGCAAGACAGGAAGGAUCUAAAGUAUCGAUGUACGUGCUGCAUGACACUACGCAUAUCACGCACUGUGAUUUUGGGGUCAUGUUCCCGUGGUUGACGUACUGGUUUACCGAGCAGAAACGGCCGGUUUUGGCCACCAGGAACGUUGUGCGUUGUAUAAUGGCGGCAGCUGGACUGGUGGAAGUGGAUGAUGCUGCGGAGGUAGCUGGUAGUGGUGGUAAUGGACAAGUGCAACUGGAGAGGGUUCAGUGA